AUGCCAGUGCCCAAGGUCUUCUGGCACACAGACUAUGCGAUGGAUACAUUUUUUGGCAGAUGGGACAGUUCAGGCAGCAUCCGCCAAAGCAGUCCUGAAGUGGCCGCAGGCCCCGACAGCUGCCACUGUCGCUCCACCGCCACCACGACGACUCCACUAGCUACCGGGUUCACUUCCACCGCUGCCCCAGUUUCGCCUCCACCUGCACCUCCACCCCCACCUCCGCCACUUAGGAGUCCUCCCCCUGCCACCAUGCUUUGGAUGAUGAAGCCACCAUGCAUGGCUAAGGAAAAGUCAAGUCCCGAAAGCCCACCGCCUUUGCCCCAGCGCCGGCGCACGCUCAGGGGGCCGGGGCAUUGGGGUGGUUGCGGGCUCACAGAAGUGGGGAAGUGGGUCGGCUUUGAAGGCGAAGAAGAUGUUGAGGAGGUCGAGGUCGAUCAGACGCCCAAGCGAAAGGUGCACGGCCGGCAGGCUACAGCAUUUGCUCCAAAGAAGGCCGCGGACGUCGAAUUCGACGAUGAUGCGGAAGAGCUUGAUGUAGAGGAGGACGGAAGCGGGCCAAAGCGACCCGUGCACUCACGCAAGGCCACGGCCUUCGUGCCAAAGCGGACAGCCGCAAGCGUAGAAUUUGAAGAUGAUGCCGAGGAUGUCGAAGAAGUCGAGGUAGACAAGACUCCGAAAAGGAAGGUGCAUGGGCGCCAGGCUACUGCAUUUGUGCCAAAGGCAAAAGCCAGCAGUGGCGUCAACUUCGAAAACGACGUGGAAGAGAUGGAUGAUGAGGAUGGUGAGGAUGACGGCGCACCAAAAAGAAACGUCCACGGGCGGAAGCCGACGGCUUUCGUGCCAAAAGGCAAGCCCAUGGCUUCAGUGGAAUUCGAUGAUGAUGACGAUGACGUUGAUGAGGUGGAGGUGGACCAAACGCCAAAGCGAUCUGUCCAUGGACGCCAGCCGACAGCUUUCGUCAAGAAGGCCAAAGUGUCAACCGGGCAGGUUGCCUUCGAUGAUGCUGCGGAAGAAGUAGAUGGAGAAGAGGAGGAGGAUGGACCAAAGCGGUCCGCACAUGGCCGCAAAGCCACAGCCUUUGUCCCAAAGUCGCGCGCAUCACCUGGCGUAAGCUUUCAUGACGACGCCGAAGAGGUUGAGGUAGAAGGGCACGAAGAAGGAGACGCGCCAAAGCGGUCGGCUCACGGCCGUAAGGCUACAGCCUUCGUGCCAAAGGCAAAAGCAUCAGGAGCUGGAGUCUCAGGUCCUCUGUAG
Molecule: messenger RNA, 1257 nt
Organism: Symbiodinium pilosum
Lineage: Eukaryota; Dinophyceae; Suessiales; Symbiodiniaceae
Source: the annotation of a GenBank genome assembly